Daphnia carinata is the source of this 1980-nucleotide messenger RNA. RefSeq names its product locomotion-related protein Hikaru genki-like (gene hig). The coding region runs from base 185 to 1690 and encodes 501 amino acids. The transcript is spliced from 14 exons. Lineage: Eukaryota; Metazoa; Arthropoda; Branchiopoda; Diplostraca; Daphniidae. The record is from RefSeq and is a predicted model, not a curated record.
AUUAUUGACCGAUGAACCAGUCUAAAGGACGUGGCGUUACUGGCAAGAGGGCAAAAAACGUUUUGUACUAUUCUGCUACCUUCAGCUGCGAUUUAAUCAAAGUACAUUUUCAGCUAUUAGAAUACUUCAUUUCGUAAGGCAAAGCCGUCUUGUUGUGUAGUGCACGACUUCAUUUUCAAAUAUUAUGUGGUGGUGGGUAAACGUUGUGUUGGUACCGAUAUUUUUGACCGGACGAAAUGAAGUCUAUGGCGUACUGUUCACUACAACAAGUAAUGGCGAGGGCUUAAAUAACUUGGAAUUAAAAACUUCACCAAUUGAAAAGUUUUUUACAGCGGCAGCUUUAGCCCAUCCUGACUUCGAAUUGCAGGAAAAAUAUGACUGGUACCAACCACUUUUGAAAAAUUGCCGUCUACAUAUUCCCGACGAAAAAAAUCUUAUUCUUUCAUAUUAUGGACAUCACAGUCCUUUACCGGCAAACGCCGUCAUUCCCCACGGUACAACUCUCGUAGCCCGAUGUCCCGUGCUUGGCAAAAUGAAAUUAUUGGGCGCAGUCUCAAUCCAGUGCUACCAUGGGAAAUGGAGUGAUAAGCUACCCACAUGUCUACCAACGACACCUUCCGAUGGCCUUUCCGCAUUUAUUGAUGAUCAUCCGCCAACAAUAAAAACGAAUGUUCCAACGGGAUCUGCUGGGGAGAACGCCGCAGGAGAACUGGUUGUUCGUCCAGGAAGUGUCGUACAUCUUGACUGUAUAUUUUACAGAAAAUUGGGAAAUCCUCAGUGGACUUGGAAAAAAUCCAAUAACGUCAACAGGAGCCAUCCGUUCGGUUGGGCAAUAUCUCGUGAAGAAAGGCUGUGGCGGUUCCGGAUUUCAAUAUUCUCCAUUCAAGCGCGCGACGAAGGUGAAUACACGUGUACUACUCCGCGUGGGCAUAACAAUAGUAUACGCAUCGUUGUUCAAACAAUCCAAUGCCCCACACCUCCUGUGAUUGAAUCGCCGCUACAUGCCGUAAUCGAAGGGAACUAUGCUGGACAAAGAAUUACUUUUUUCUGUUUAGAAGGAUACCAGUUGAUAGGGUCCAAUUUCAGCGAAUGCUUAACUUCUGGGUUAUGGUCGGAGAAUAGACUGCCCGUUUGCGAAUUAAUUCAGUGCCCCUACGAUAUGGAUGGUGCUGAUCCUCGUUUAGAAUUUGAUUUUCUUAACGGAGUGGGGUAUAAGGCGAUGGUUAAGUUUUCUUGUCCACCUGGUUACCAACUUAUUGGACUGAAUAAUGCGACUUGUCAGCAAAAUAUGGAAUGGUAUCCAGCUCCUCCUUCGUGCCAAGUUGUUGAAUGUCCUGAGCUACUUCCCCCGUUAAAUGGCCGAAUUAAAGACAGUGGUAGUAGCCAUUUCGUCGGAGAUAUUGUGAAAUUUGCUUGCAAUCGUAAUUUCCAACUAUUGGGACAAGCUGAAAUCACUUGUAUGGAAAAUGGAAUUUGGUCUCACCCAGCUCCUCUGUGUCAAAUGCUUUGUAGCCAUCCUGGAAUACCUUCCUAUGGUUAUAUAACUCCCGAUAAUUCGACGUACGAAAUUGGCGCUACAGUCCAAUUUUCCUGCCAACCCGGUAGGAAAUUACAGGGAAGAAAAUGGUCGAACUGUCAACAGGAUGGUUCGUGGUCUUCUGCUGUAGGAGUAUGUGUCAUUAGUGUCUAAGCACGUGAUCUAUCUUGAAAGAAAGAACCUUUUUUUUUUACUCGUACUUUUGUAAUUGAGAACACUAGCACCACUGUUAUUCGUUUUCUUAACAUUUGUGUUGUUUUCAAAGAACAUAAUAGAGAAUUUCUGUUUCUAACGAUACGUUACCAUAUGAGUACAUGAUUCCAGCAUAUCAGUUUGUCGCAUUACAUUGGUUUUGUACGGAUACAAUUGCUCGAAUGAAAAAGUAUAAUGAUGUGUUUUACUCUCUUUUCAAACCUCUGUUUGCGCGUGUUGCUAUAGGCGCC